CGGAAAAAUGGUCUCACAAUUGUUUUCGCCGCGGACGUGUGCACAACACAACCUUGUCGAAUUUUUUUCUGAAUUCAGAAAUCUCCGUUGAUUAUAUCCCACUAAAAACUAUCCAUAUCGGCAGUGGGGAAACUCGGGGUCGCGACAACAACAGAAGCAAACAGAACUAAUGUCGGAGCUUUCCUAAAUCGCAACCCUUUCGAGUGUGCUUCGGUGUUCGCCGUCCAAAUCAAGAACAGUUGCAAUAAUAAGGCGACAGACGAGAGGAAGAGAUGUUUUUGUUGUUUUUUUUUCCCCGUUUUGAAUGACUUUUUUUUGUGCCAAAAAGAAAAACAAAUAGAGAUUCAAAAGUCCUGGAUUAUUUUGAAUUUCUGCAAAUCAAAUAACCAAUAGCAAUAACAGAAAAAAUAAGGGGAAGACGCAGCAGCAGAACGCUAACCUAACGGUAACAAACAGCAAAGUGAAAUCUCAAGCAAAAUACAAAAAAAAAACACUCGCAAGCAACGGCGCCUCUUGCUCCCCACUCAGACUGAAGAAGCAGCAGCAAGCAGCACAGCAUCAGAGGAGCUUAGCUCAUUUGCGUGUUGCAAAAAGUUGCUUCCUCCCAAAUAAAAACAAACAAAAGCAAAAAAAAACCAAAAACGCCUUUGAAAAAUUUGUGGUUUGCCUUGUCAGCAUAUUUGUUGCAGUAUAAAGUCGCUUGCAACAGCAAUAGCAUCAGCAGCAAAGCAGGCGAUAAACCAAAACAUAAUCAAAAGUCUUCAGCAGAGAAAGAGCGACUCUGCACGCUCAACACACACUCGUAAACACAUAUAGCGAGAGCAAUAAAAACGCACAAUGACCUUGCCAACCAAUACAAACGUCGCAGCGAACGGCGGCAGCGGCAGUGGCAGUGGCAGCGGCAGCGACGAUGACUCGGACAUGUUCGGCCCGCCACGCUGCUCCCCCCCGAUGGGCCAUCACCAUCAUCGAUCGCGCGUGCCGAUGAUCUCGCCGAAGCUACGUCAGCGCGAGGAGCGCAAGCGGAUCCUACAGCUCUGCGCCCACAAAAUGGAGCGCAUCAAGGACUCGGAGACGAAUCUGCGGCGCAGCGUCUGCAUCAACAACACCUACUGUCGCCUCAACGACGAACUGCGACGCGAGAAGCAGCUGCGUCACCUGCAGAAUCUUCCCAGAACUGACGGCCGAAGUCCGGAAUUGGCGCGUGAGAAUCUCUUCCAGCCAAACAUGGACGAUGCCAAGCCGAACAACAGCAACAGCAGCAGCAGCAGCAACAUCAACAGCAACGCCAAAUCCCAAUACGGGGACUGCUCUUCCACGGGCCGCACCAUGUGCUCCAUCGAAAACCAGCCGAUGCGCCAGCAGCCGGCCACGCCCGCCUCUGUCGCCGCCGCUGCCGCGCAAUCCGACACGGCGGCGGUCCGGAAGCGAAAUCUGUCCAGCAGCAAUCUGGUGAACGACCUGGAGAUACUCGACCGCGAGCUGAGCGCCAUCAAUGCGCCCAUGCUGCUCAUUGACCCGGAGAUCACCCAGGGGGCGGAGCAACUGGAGAAGGCCUCCCUGUCCGCUUCCCGCAAGCGAAUGAGGAGCAACAGCAUCAGCGAGGACGAAAGCGACCGGCUGGUGCGGGAAGCCCUAUCCCAGUUCUACAUACCGCCGCAGCGCCUCAUCUCCGCUAUCGAGGACUGCCCCCUGGACGUCGUCGGACUGGGCAUGGGCAUGGGCAUGGGUAUGGGCGUCGGCAUGGGUAUGGGCAUGGGCAUGGGCAUGGGCAUGGGAAUGGGCAUGGGCAUUGGAUCGGGCGCUGGCGCCUCCAUGGACAGUCCGAGCAGCAAGCGCAACAAGCUGUCCGUUGACCACCACCACCAUCACCAUCUGGAGCUGGUCGACUUCGACAUGAACCAGAACCAGAAGGACUUUGAAGUGAUAAUGGAUGCCCUGCGCCUGGGCACGCCCACGUCUCCCAGCGGCGCCAGUGACUCGUGCGGCCAGGCGGCCAUGAUGAGCGAGUCGGCGAGUGUGUUUCACAAUCUGGUGGUCACCUCGCUGGAGACAUGAAAGUAUCAGUAAUCGCUCUGGAAGAUGACGACAAGUACGCAGAGGAGCGGAGAGCGUAGAGCAGAGAGCGGAGGAGCAGGCAAAGGGUUACGUUAUGUAAGGCACACUUACUCAAGCGGUACACCCGUGAGGGUGUAUACGUACACACACACACACACACACACACACACACUCUAGGUUACUACUAUCAACUAGUGAGAGCGAGCGAGAUGCCAUUAUGACUCAUUGCGAGCAAAUGGUGGCGCCACAGAGAGAGAGAGCGAGCCAGCCACGAGCAGGCGGCAUCUCGCGGAUUGUACAAAGAAACAUCAAAAAUUGUAUAAGAUUAAUCAAAGAAAAAGCGUUA
This is a messenger RNA of Drosophila obscura, 2404 nucleotides long. RefSeq lists its product as uncharacterized. The record is from RefSeq and is a predicted model, not a curated record. The transcript is spliced from 2 exons. NCBI's taxonomy places the organism in Eukaryota, Metazoa, Arthropoda, Insecta, Diptera, Drosophilidae. Bases 838 to 2058 code for a protein of 406 amino acids.